AAUGGUUUAUGUCCCAAGAGGCGAUUUUCCAUUGAGUCUUUGCUGGAGGAGGAAAAUCAAAGCAGACAUCCUUCUCAGGUACAAAGAAGCUGCACGUCUAAAACCUUGGUGCCAAUUCAGAUUGAGGUCACCAGUGAAGAGCAACCGAGAACUCAUACGGAAUUUUCCGACAGUGACCAAGAUGGAGUUGUGUCUGACCACAGUGACUACAUUCAUGUGGAAGGGUCAUCCUUUUGCAGUGAAAGUGACUUUGAUCACUUUUCUUUCACAUCUUCUGAAAGCUUUUAUGGAUCCAGCCACCAUCACCACCACCAUCACCACCACCACCAUCACCGGCACCUCAUCAGUUCCUGCAAAGGCAGAUGCCCUGCCUCCUACACUCGAUUUACCACAAUGUUGAAACAUGAAAGAGCAAAACAUGAAAAUCUUGAAGAACCCAGAAGGCAAGAAAUGGACCCUGGCCUUUCCAAACUUGCAUUUCUAGUCAGUCCUGUGCCUUUCCGGAGGAAAAAAAAUUCAACUCCC
Galeopterus variegatus (Sunda flying lemur) is the source of this 525-nucleotide messenger RNA. RefSeq names its product sorbin and SH3 domain-containing protein 2-like. The record is from RefSeq and is a predicted model, not a curated record. The transcript has a single exon. The annotation marks the transcript as partial. Lineage: Eukaryota; Metazoa; Chordata; Mammalia; Dermoptera; Cynocephalidae.